Messenger RNA from Prunus armeniaca (apricot), 603 nucleotides. NCBI's taxonomy places the organism in Eukaryota, Viridiplantae, Streptophyta, Magnoliopsida, Rosales, Rosaceae. The record is from the annotation of a GenBank genome assembly.
AUGGAAAAGUACGAGCUUGUGAAGGAUAUUGGAUCUGGGAAUUUUGGGGUGGCGAGGCUGAUGAGGAACAAAGAAACCAAAGAGCUCGUCGCCAUGAAAUACAUCGACCGUGGUCUCAAGAUUGAUGAGAAUGUGGCAAGAGAAAUCAUAAACCACAGGUCGCUUCGCCAUCCAAACAUCAUUCGGUUCAAGGAGGUAGUUUUGACUCCUACACAUCUCGCUAUCGUGAUGGAGUACGCUGCAGGUGGAGAACUUUUUGAGCGAAUUUGCAAUGCUGGAAGGUUCAGUGAGGAUGAGGCUAGAUAUUUUUUCCAGCAGCUUAUCUCGGGAGUUAGCUACUGUCAUUCUCUGCAAAUAUGCCACCGAGAUUUGAAGCUGGAGAAUACCUUGCUGGAUGGCAGCCCGGCUCCACGCCUGAAAAUUUGUGAUUUCGGUUAUUCUAAGUCAUCAUUGCUGCAUUCAAGGCCUAAAUCGACUGUGGGUACUCCAGCAUAUAUUGCUCCUGAGGUUCUUUCUCGAAGAGAGUAUGAUGGCAAGCUGGCAGAUGUAUGGGUCAUGUGGGGUGACCCUAUAUGUUAUGCUGGUGGGAGCAUAUCCUUUUGA